AACAAAACACAGCUUUCUUCCUUCACCCUCCCACUUGGGGCUAAUGCACAGGCACGAACAUCUAUGAGGAAAACCGCACACACACACCAAAAAAACCCUUCAAAACAGCUGCAACGGGAAAAAGCAAAGUUUUGUCCCACAGGCAGUAGGCCACUAGUUUAUGAGCUUCCAGGCACCUGAGUUCUGGCUGAGAUGAAGGUUCUGUGCCCUGUGACACUGCUCCUGUCCCUGCUUGCGCCUCUCAUCAAGCCAGCACCAUCAAUUCAGCAGGACUCAGCAAUCACCUUCGACUAUGCAGCAGACCACUUGGAAGAAGCCACAUUUACCCAAGAUGAUGAGAAUAAAUACCCGCAUGGAAAAUAUCUCAAGGAAAAACAAACAGGGGUAAGAAUGGUGAAGAGAAGCUUUGAAUUACAAAAUGAUAUGAUUAUACCCGAACCUCCUAAGAAAGAAAGUGAUGAAAUGCCCACAUGCCUGCUAUGUGUCUGUCUGAGUGGCUCUGUGUACUGUGAAGAAGUUGACAUUGAUGCUGUACCACCCUUGCCCAAGGAAUCAGCCUAUCUUUAUGCACGAUUCAACAAAAUUAAAAAGCUGACAGCCAAAGAUUUUGCAGACAUGCCUAACCUAAGAAGGCUCGAUUUCACGGGAAAUUUAAUAGAAGAUAUAGAAGAUGGAACUUUCUCAAAACUUUCCCUUUUAGAAGAACUUUCACUUGCUGAAAAUCAGCUACUGAAACUUCCAGUUCUUCCUCCCAAACUCACUUUAUUUAAUGCAAAAAACAAUAAAAUCAAGAGUCGGGGAAUCAAAGCAAACACUUUCAAAAAACUGAAUAAUCUCUCCUUCCUCUACUUGGACCACAACGCCCUAGAAUCUGUGCCUCCUAAUUUACCAGAAAGUUUGCGUGUAAUUCACCUUCAGUUUAACAACAUAACGUCAAUUACUGAUGAUACAUUCUGCAAGGCUAACGACACUCGUUACAUAAGGAACCGCAUUGAGGAGAUACGGUUGGAGGGCAAUCCGAUACUGCUUGGGAAGCAUCCAAACAGCUUUAUUUGUCUGAAAAGAUUACCCAUAGGGACAUACUCUUAACCAUGAUCAGCGCAGCAUAUAAACAGGAAUAUUCACAAUCUAUCUCAACAACGUCUAAAAGAGUACAAGUAUUGGCUUAAUAUUAACCUUGUAUUUCACUA
Molecule: messenger RNA, 1190 nt
Organism: Ochotona princeps (American pika)
Lineage: Eukaryota; Metazoa; Chordata; Mammalia; Lagomorpha; Ochotonidae
Gene: OGN
Product: osteoglycin
Exons: 7
Coding region: 193-1089 (298 amino acids)
Molecular function (GO): protein binding
Source: RefSeq, a predicted model, not a curated record